CUUCAUGGCCGUGGAGAUGUUCAACCGCAAGAUCGAGUUCAUUUGGGACGCUGGAGGAGGAACCAAGCGCAUCGUUCACCCCCUGAGGCUCUUGACCAACGACCAGCAAGUCACCGACGACACCAAAUGGUACCACAUCAGCAUCAGCAGGAUCGGAAACAUAGGUCAGCUGACCGUCCUGCCCGCGAACCUGCCUCCGGGAGAAGAGGCGGACUCGACCCCCGUCAGCGGUGCCUCGCCUGCCGGGUUUAGCAAGAUGGACCUCCUGCCGACGGACACCCUGUGGAUUGGCGGAGCUCCCCCGCGGGCACAGAAUGUCAUGAAGGCCAAGAAGUUCGCCGGCUGCCUCCACACGGUCUUCAUCGACGGGGAGAACAUCGGGCUCUGGAACUUCACCGAAUCGGAAGGCUGCGGCGCUUGCAACGAAGGAGAGAAGCUGGUCCUGAAGCAGACGAACGAGAUCGCCGUCGGCUUCAACGGGAAGGGCUACUUCAAGGGCACCAACAGGAUCCGGCGACCCAAGCAGUACUACUCGACGGUCCUCGCCUUCAAGACGCUCGACGAGGACGCGCUGCUCUUCCUGGCGGUCAACGAGGCCAAGAACCAGUACUUCAGCAUCUCCCUGGACGACGGCCACGUGGUGUUCACGGUGCAGUUCGACCGCCAGACGCGCCUCAUCAUGAAGUCAGGCAAGAAGCACAACAACAACGAGAUGAUCCAGAUUCAGGCGAUCGUCCAGAACAAGGCCAUGGGAGGAGCUCGCAUGGGCCGACUGGUGGUGGGCGACCAGGACCAGCUGGGCACCGUCAAGGGAGGACCUGACCUUGACCUCUCCUACGUGCCCUACUACUUCGGAGGCGUCGACCCCGAGUUCGACAGGAAUAGAUGGGGCAGCGAGUUAGUCCUGCGUUCUCUCCUUGGCUGCAUGGGUCGGCUCAGUGUCUUGGACGAGGGCAAGAAUCCCCUGACAGAUGGGCAGUUCUACGGCAUUGAAAACACUUGUGCGGAGAAGCCUUUGAACGAGGUCGGCUUCCUGGGACAGGGCUUCGUGGAGCUUCCUUCUCACGUCCUGAAGCGCGAGUCCAACUUCGGCUUCACUUUCCAGACCAUGGAGUCCGACGCUCUCCUCAUGCUGUCGACCUUCGUGGGGCAGGACAGUGAAACAGAAGGAGAUAUGUCAGCACCCACCACCACAACCACCACAACCACAACACCCACUCCUCUGGAGCCGGGCGAGGUGCACCCCCCUGACUUCUACUCGGUGUCACUCGUCGAGGGCCACCUGGACAUCCAGCUCAACGGAGGAACAGGGAUCGAGAGGAUCAUGUCAGCCGAGAAGUUCAACGACGGCCAACUGCACUCCAUUUCCGUCAUCAAGGAGAACCGAAGAGUGACCCUGAAGGUCGACGACCGGGAAGUCAACAGCACGCGCCUGGACCGCGGCGGGCAGGUGCUCUACGGCCCCAACACGGGAGGCCUCUACUUCGGCGGCGUCCCUCAGGGCCUCGACAUCGUGACGAUGGUCGGCUCCUCCAGCCCCUUGAAGGGCUGCAUCCGGGACGUCAUCGUGAACAACAAAGUGCUGCCUUUCAACCAGCCAAUUCAGUUCCAAAAUGUGUACAUUGGAAGGUGUGCUGACGUACCAGCUACUGCUAUGCAAGGAAUGGAGGGUGAUAUGAAGGUGAUCGACUCGUGCAUGCCCCCGACGCAGCACACGGUGGAGUACCGAGCCCUCAAGUUCGGCGACAAGUUGGACUCCCACGUCAUGAUUCCUCUGGACCGAAACACGUUCAAGAAGGACUUCAAUAUAUCCUUCGAAUUUAGGACCUAUUACCCCAAUGGAUUGUUUUUCUUGGCCUCGCACACGAGGAAGAAGCAGACGCAGACCCUCCUGGCGCAGCUGAAGAACGGCCGGGUGACGGUGACCAUGAAGAGGAGGAAGAAGGAGAGCGAGAUCGUGUCGGGACCGGGGCUCAACACGGGCCGCUGGAGGAAGGUGAUCAUUCGCAAGGCCAAGAAGCGCCUGUGGCUGACCGUGGACAACCAGCUGAUCAAGAAGGUCAAGGCCCCACGCAAGUUCAACGUGGGUCAAGAGCUGUUCCUGGGCAGCGUGCCGUCCAACGUGGCGAGGCCGGAGGACGUGCAGAUCACCGAGACCCUCCGCGGCUGCCUCCGGAACCUGAACAUCAACGAGGAGGCGUUCGAGAUCCCGAGCAACAGGAGGGCGGACCGGAUCGUGGGCGUCGGGCAGUGCUUCGCCAGCGUCCAGCCGGGCUCGUACUUCCCCGGCGACGCCUACGCCGUGUACAGCAACAACUUCAACGUGGGCGCCCUGCUGGAGCUGCGCCUCGAGUUCCGGACGUGGGAGCUCAACGGGAUCAUCCUGUGUGCGGACCCGUCGGGCGCGGCGCUGUCCCUCGAGAUGGUCAACGGCGCCGUGGUGCUGAGCGUGAACAUGGGCGUGGGCCACUCCUUCAGCGCCCGCGUCAGCCUCAAGAACAAGUUCAGCCUCUGCGACAACAAGUGGCACACCGUCAAGGCCAACUACGUCAAGGACUCGCUCACCCUCAGGGUCGACAAGCACCGCGAGGCUUACGGCUUCAACGGCUCCAGCAACGAGAAGGGAACGCCCACCGACGCGCCGCUCUUCGUGGGCGGCCUCCCCGAAUCGGCCCUGCAGGGCACCCUCGCCACCAGGGAGAACUUCAAGGGCUGCAUCCGGAACAUCGUGAUGAACAGCGAGCGGCGAGACUGGACGGACAUGUUCCAGCUGCAGAACGUGCUGUUGAACGCCUGUCCUGUGCUAUGAUGAACACGGCGGCUUAUUCCUUGGGCUUAAUUUACCUUCUGCGUAUUUAUAACACGGGGCUGGGCGUUUGUGCAGGUGGUACUUGGCACUGAUUUUACCAUGAAGAGAAAUUCUAUGACUUUUUAAAGAAUUCUUUUAGUCAUAUAUAUAUAUAUAUAUAUAUAAUAUAUAUAUAUAUAUAUAUAUAUAUAUAUAUAUAUAUAUAUAUAUAUAUGUAUAUAUAUGUAUGUAUGUAUGUAUGUAUGUAUGUAUGUAUGUGUGUAUGUAUGUAUGUAUGCUUACAUAUACAGAACAUAUUGUUUUACUGAAUUUGACAAAUAAUGUAUUUGGAUUCCUUUACAGUCCAAAAACCUUUAACGUAACGCGAUGUAUUUUUCCUUACAAUAUGUCAACAUAUUGUGGUCUCUCGUAACUAGUACAUGAAGCGUUUCUCAAAUGAAAAAGUAAUUUUGAUUCUAAUGUAAUAACAUGGCUUUCCUUUUUGCUUUGGAAAUAUCAGUUAAUAUGAACUGAAACGGAGAAAACGGCAUUGGUUUUAUAGGAUUAAUUUUGUGUCUGUGUCACAAAGGGAGUGAAUGUCAGUUUUUUUACUUUUUACUUUUAAUGAAAAGGAAGUGCUUUAUCGCACUAUAUUUAUUAUUACAUUAUUAUUAUUAUUAUUAUUAUUAUUAUUAUUAUUAUUAUUAUUAUUAUUAUUAUUAUUAUUAUUAUUAUUAUUAUUAUUAUUAUUAUUAUUAUUAUUAUUAUUAUCAUGGCUAAUGCAGUAUUUAUAAAGAAUCAUUAAUAAGUCUUGUAAUUGUCCAAGAAAAAAAUGUUCCGAGCUCAGCGCACUCUAAUAACGUUUAAAUGUUAUUCUGAAAAUUAAUAUAACACGAAAUAACGAGGAAUGUCAGGACAGCUUCUACGUAAACCUAAUGUUAAACGCGUACUGUGGUUAAGCAAAACUUGUUACUAGACUAAACCAGCACAGUGUAUUUGCUUCCGUGUAAGAGUCUUCGAACAGGCUGCUCAAAUUCCGUCUGUCAAAAUGAGAAAGAAAAAAAAAUUAUAUUGUUUUUUUUUAAGAUUAUGCUUAACUGUGGCUGCUGUAUUUUUUAAAUAGUAGUUCAUAUUUUAGCUAAAGGUUUGGACUUGUCUCCUGUACUUACCUUUGUGAAUAAGUGUAAUAUACGAACGUGUGCAUUAGCAUUCACUAGACUUGAAUGGAAUGUAAUAUACUAGGCAGCAUUGUGUGUUAUUUGUGUAUAUAUUGAAUGCUGAGAGACAUAUUAGAUGUACUUAUGAAUCACAAGGAACUAAGAGGUAAUUCACUUGUUAAGUGAUGUGUGUGGGAGAUAAAAAAUGCUUUUUAAUAAAGUGGAACACAUUUGCCUUCUA
Molecule: messenger RNA, 4186 nt
Organism: Penaeus vannamei (Pacific white shrimp)
Lineage: Eukaryota; Metazoa; Arthropoda; Malacostraca; Decapoda; Penaeidae
Source: RefSeq, a predicted model, not a curated record